Messenger RNA from Oenanthe melanoleuca, 2790 nucleotides. It is a transcript of the gene CDC50A, whose product is annotated as transmembrane protein 30A. Bases 198 to 1481 code for a protein of 427 amino acids. The record is from RefSeq and is a predicted model, not a curated record. Lineage: Eukaryota; Metazoa; Chordata; Aves; Passeriformes; Muscicapidae. Gene Ontology annotation, biological process: phospholipid translocation. The transcript is spliced from 7 exons. Gene Ontology annotation, cellular component: plasma membrane; endoplasmic reticulum; Golgi apparatus.
UGUUGGUGUCUUACUGCCUUUUAUUAAACCUUUUAAAAUCUCCCAAGGAAGUGAACCUCUUUUUUUCCCAACGGCUAGGGCGGUCAGGCAUUGGAACGGGUUGCCGGAAGGAGGGAAGUCACCAUCCCCGGAGGCGCUCAGGCCCUGUGUGACGCGGCUCGGGGCUCUCGGCGGCAGCCGGGGGCUGUUCUGCCGGGAUGACCCCGCGGCUCUCUGUCAGCCAUGACGCUCCCGCCAUUCCGGAUCGCCGCCACUUGCGCGUCACCGCCCGCGCGCCCGCCGUGCCCCUCCCGCGGCCGAGUGCGCAGGCGCGGUGCCCCGGUCACGUGUGGCGCUGUGGCGGCGGCGGCGGCGCCAUGGCGGUGAACUACAGCGCCAAGGAGGAGGCGGACGGGCACCCCUCGGGCGGCGUCGGCGUGCCGGGCGGAGGCGCGGUGGGCGGCGGCGGCGGGGGCGCCGUGAAGACCCGCAAGCCCGACAACACCGCCUUCAAACAGCAGCGGCUGCCGGCUUGGCAGCCCAUCUUGACGGCGGGCACGGUGCUGCCGGCCUUCUUCAUCAUCGGCCUCAUCUUCAUCCCCAUCGGCAUCGGCAUCUUCGUCACCUCCAACAACAUCCGCGAGUACGAGAUUGACUACACAGGAACAGAACCUUAUAGUCCCUGCAACAAAUGCUUAAAUGUGUCCUGGGACAGCCCUUGUACAUGCACCAUCAAUUUCACACUGGAACAUUCAUUUGAGAGCAAUGUAUUCAUGUAUUACGGACUUUCCAACUUCUAUCAAAACCACCGUCGUUAUGUGAAAUCUCGAGAUGACAGCCAGCUAAAUGGAGACAACAGUUCACUACACAAUCCAAGUAAGGAAUGUGAGCCUUACCGCACAAAUGAGGACAAACCCAUUGCUCCUUGUGGAGCUAUUGCCAACAGUAUGUUUAAUGAUACACUGGAGUUAUACCGCAUUGAUAAUGACACAAGGACUCCGAUUACUUUGACCAAAAAAGGCAUUGCAUGGUGGACAGAUAAAAAUGUGAAGUUCAGGAAUCCUACAGGAGAUGGAAACAACUUAACUGCGCUUUUCCAAGGCACAACAAAACCUGUGAACUGGCCCAAGCCAGUGUAUAUGCUGGACCCAGAGCCUGACAACAACGGCUUUAUCAAUGAGGACUUCAUCGUGUGGAUGCGCACAGCUGCUCUGCCAACGUUCCGCAAGCUCUAUCGUCUCAUCGAAAGGAAGAAUAACUUUCAGCCUACCUUACAGGCUGGAAAAUAUUCUUUGGAUAUUGCAUACAAUUAUCCUGUACACAGUUUUGAUGGACGAAAGAGGAUGAUCCUGAGCACCAUCUCGUGGAUGGGAGGCAAAAAUCCCUUCCUGGGAAUUGCUUACAUCACUGUUGGGUCCAUAUGCUUCUUCUUAGGAGUGGUAUUGCUGUUCAUUCAUCACAAAUAUGGCAAUCGAAACACCAGUGCAGACAUUCCCAAUUAAUCUUGCAUUCUGAAAAUAACUGUACUGCAUGUGCAUCAAGGCCAGUCCAGAAUGGACCCAGUUUUUGAAAGACAAAUCUGUGCUUCUGUCAUUUCUGAGACUGGGUGCAUAAUUUUUACCUAAAGCUCCCCUUUCCCAUACUGUGGAUUAACUCUGAAAAUGACGGGUAUACAAUUAGCUUUAUUGAUUGUAUCUCAGCCUAUGUCAGAAACAGUUUUUCUGAUGUUUGCCUCUAACUGGGCAGGCCACAUGAUGCAUAUAGCUCCUGUUCCCUUGAUGCAUCUGCUGCUUGUUCAUGUGCUAUGUCAUGUUGGUAUGAUUCAGUACAUUUAGAUUGUGUGCAGAGAGAUGGUUAUAAGAUGCUGUAAAUUGCUGACUUUCCAGAAUUCAGGUGUCAGUGCUGUUGGAAGAAGUCAAGUCUUAAAUGUUUUCUUCGAUUUACUGUCUUGUGUGCAUGGGCUCCUACAUUUCUUGCUGAGAUUUUAAUAUAUUUAUACAAGUUGUUAAAUAUUUUUCCUGUGUCCUACCCACCUCUGUUAUAUUAAAUCCUUUAAGUGCUCUGUAAACUUCAGCACUCUGGAUUCUUUGUAUAUUUACAAUAUAUGUGCCUGGCCAGUAAAUGAGCAUCCUAUGAAAAUACCAGAAAAUCUUAUUUGUUAAUUAUCUGUAUGAGACCCUUUAAAAGAUUGAUCUAAAUUGGGACAUGCAUGUUGCAGGUAUAAUAUUUUUAUAAUUUUCUUUGCUUUAAGUCAUAUCCAGUACUAAUUCACUUUUUGCUGGUUUUGCUUUUUAUGAGCAGCACCAAGCAUUAAUCAAGAAGAACUAAAAGGUUUUUUUGAUUCAUACAUUGGGUGAAUUCCUUUUACUUGGAGGAGUUUCCUAAUUUUUUUAAAGCAUAUGUAUUCUGAGCAGGCUUUGUUUUAAGGGAACUUUAUACUUUUUUCCUUAUUUGGAGUGAACACCACAUUAAUUUUUUGCGGUGUUAAGGAAGUAGACUAGAAGUUCAGAAGUUGAGAUGGCAGUGACAUUUUUCCCUGAAAUGCAGGUUUAGCUUGCUGUGAAACAUAAUUUAAAUACUGCAGUUAGACACAAUGUGCAGGUUAGUGUCUUAAAUUACAGAAGGAUUCACCUUUAGGUUAAUUAAAAGUUAACUGCAACCUGUAAGAUAUUACUUUUUGGUGAUUUUUUUUUAGAUGAUGCACAGAAACUGUAAUGUAUAUGGUGGAGAUCACUUUAUAUGCAACUAGCUUGAUAAAGUAUGGAGUAUAUUAAAAGAGACUUAAUAAAUUCUGCAAACCAUUUAGUAAGA